UAGCACAGCGUUAAAUGUGUGAGUUUAUUUAUUCAUGAACAUGUGAAGCACAGUUUAUGAAAUAUAAGUCAAAUUUCACACAAAAAUCGUAAUAAACGGUAAUCAAUUUGAUCUGUUUUUAAUUCAGGUCAAUGCAAUGCCAUUUAGGCUACGUUCCGAAACUAGCUGGGGCCGCUAAAAACUCCCUAGGAUAGAGGCAGGCUAUCUACGAACUCGGUAGCACAAGCGAGAUAAAAAAUUGCUAACAGCACUAAGCUAAUUUCGGAACAUUUCACGUGGCUUGACGUCGCAGAUUUCAAUUCGAGGAUUCGAUAGAAUUCGGUAAUCGACGUCGACAGGCUUGUCUUUACCCUUCAAUUCUCGACUCGCGGCGCAUAGCCCGCCAAAAACACCGGCAAACAAACAUGGCUCCGCGGAAAAACGCAAAACGUGUCGAAGAUGAACCCGUGGAAACGGCAGCUCGGGGCGGCGAUGUUACUCCACCAAAGAAAAAGAAAACAGCCGUACAAAAAUCGGCGAUUACAGACGAACCGAGAGAAGUGAGGCUUCCAAGAGCUGCCAAAAAUAAAAAACCAGAGCCGGUUGAGGAAGUUCCAGCGCCCGUCAAGAAGCCGGUCAAACCUAAGGCUGCCAAAAUGGCAAAUGACGUCGAAGAAGACUCGAACAUGAAUCGAGUCAAGACAAUGACGAAGAAAACGCAAAACGACAUGGAAGAAUCUGAUGCAAAACCUCAUCCCAAAGGAAGAUCUAAGAAAACUGUCAAGGACCAACAACCAGCUAAAGCAGAAUCAGCUGAUGAUGGUAAAAAGAUGGCACCUAAAAGUAAGGGCGGUGCAAAAAAAGUAGAGGCAAUGAAAUCCAAAGAAGCCAAGCCUAAAGGACGCGCAGCUGAGAAAAUUGUUGAAAAGGUUGGGGCAGUUACUGAGGUUGCAUCAAAAAUUGUCAAGACUCGAGGAAAAAAUGCAGUUAAAGUUGAUGAGUCAAAAGACGAAGAAGAAGAAGAAGUGGUGGUUCAAAAACGUAGGGGGCAGAAAAAGUUGGCUGAUAUCACUACAAGUGGUAAGGUAGCAAGCAAAGGCAGCCGUGCAAAGAAGACUGCAGCUAGUAAGGUAACUGAAGAGCCGGAAGAAGCAGUGAUUGAGGAAGCAGAUGAAGCCGAAAAUUUCGCCAAUGCUGAGGCAGAAAUUCUUGAGUCUCAAUCCGACCCUGAAGAAAAUGGAGUUACAGACGAGUUGAAAGAAAAUGGAAAUACCGAACAUGAUGAACAUGAAGCAGAAGAACCAAAGGCAACUAAGAAGGGAAAAGGAAGACAGCCCAUAAAGAAGGGGAAAGUUGUGUUCAAGACUAAAUCCUUUGACACCGAAUCCACUGAUGAUGAUGCGAUCAAUUCACCAGCCGUGGAUCAGAUUGAGAGUCAUUGAUGUGUACCAGGUUGGUAUCCAAAAGGCAAGUUUCCUCACUGAUUCAACAACGAUUAACCUGCCAACCCAAUUAUCAAUUUAAAUAUUAAAUAAUAGUUACUCUUAUAAAUUAUCUUAAUCUUUAAGCCUAAGCAACGCCCUUUAUGACUUGCGAAGUCACUUGUCCACAUUCUUUUCAUUUAAUAUGUCUUUUAAAAAUAAUUCAAUUUUUAAAUCCUUUUCAAUAAUUCCAAUAAAGGAAACGUACAGCUGAGCUGUAACAAAUUUAA
Messenger RNA from Diprion similis, 1690 nucleotides. RefSeq names its product ABC transporter F family member 4-like. The record is from RefSeq and is a predicted model, not a curated record. The transcript has 4 exons. NCBI's taxonomy places the organism in Eukaryota, Metazoa, Arthropoda, Insecta, Hymenoptera, Diprionidae. Bases 405 to 1421 code for a protein of 338 amino acids.